CCAGUGCAUGCGUAUCAAGAUCCUCGGCGACUGCUACUACUGCGUGUCGGGGCUGCCGGUGUCGCGGCCCAACCACGCCUACAACUGCGUCAACAUGGGCUUGCAGAUGAUCGACGCUAUCAGGUUCGUCCGCGAAGCGACGGGUUUUAACGUGGACAUGCGCAUUGGCAUCCACACCGGCAACGUGCUCUGCGGCGUGUUGGGCCUGCGCAAGUGGCAGUUCGACGUGUGGAGCGAUGACGUCACGCUGGCCAACCACAUGGAGUCCGGUGGCAUUGCUGGGCGAGUCCACAUCACCAAAGCAACGCUGAUGCAGCUGGGCGACAGGUUCGAGGUGGAGCCUGGAGACGGCAUAUCCAGGGAAGGGUACCUGGCCGACCAUAAAGUGGAGACGUACCUCAUCAUUCCGCCUAAGAAACCAGGAGUCUCCGACAACGGCCGCCUCUCGGUCUGUACUGUAGACCGCAAAGCCAGCAUCGUCUCGUCGAUCUACCAGGACGUGUCGCCGACCAAGCACAAGAGCAGCAUCAGUCCAGCGCCUUCCCAGCACAGCUUCAACGAACACGAUGCGUUCCCGAAGGUGCUGAGGACGGAGAGCAUGAGGACUACGCCGGGAGAACUCAGUCGCCGCGCCUCAGUGAAGGUGGAUGGUGGGAAGACAGUCGCCUUCGAAGGCAAUCCUGCCACCAGCCCUGGGGAAGGCAUGGGGAACGGCACAGUCGUCACCGUCAAGCCAAAGAGUCGCAGCGGCUCCAUCAUCGGUGCUAUUAGUCCCAUUAUGGGAACAGCUACCCCUGGGGUGCCAAGCAGAUCUCGCCCUUCGAGCAAAAUGACAAAGUAUGUCGAAUGUUGGGGAGCUGACAAGCCUUUCGCCAAUAUCACUGAUUCCACUCUUGCCAAGAAUAUUGGAAUUUCUAGCUUAGCCAUGAUCGAACAAAACUUAUUGCCACAAAGAACAACGUGCUGUGAAUGCAGCACGACUGCGGAAGGCAUGAACCGCGUGACGCUCUGGUUCAAGAACAAGUCUCAAGAACGAGCCUACCGCGCACAACCCGACGCACAGUUCAAGUAUAACGUCGCGUGCGCAGCCGCGCUCUUCGCGUUACUGGCUACGUUGCAGCUGCUGACCGUACACAGGGGCAUAGUCCUAUACGCAGCCUUCGGGCCGACCUUCAUCACGCUGAUGGUGUUCGUCUACCUCUCCUGGUAUGAUGGCCGCGUGUUCAGGAGAGGGAUGCACCCGCUAUCUGACGUGCCUGAUGACAUUUACGCCGACAACUGUACGAAGCCCGGACAGGUGGUGGCGAGUAAUCGUUUCAUCAGGCUGACAAUGUUCAUUGUAUCGGUCCUACUCAUUGGUGCUUGUGCUGUGAUCAAUUUGUUUCAACCAACAAUGAUCGAAGAAAUACCCAUAUCCAUAAGAAAUGGCUCAGAACAAGUCAACAGCACAUUGAUUAGCGUCACGCCAACGUUGUAUUUUUCUGAAGUGGAUUCAGCUCCUAGCUACCUAUACAGUUCGGUGAUCACGUUGGCGUGUAUUUCGGUAUUUCUGCGCGUGGGCUUCGUUCUCAAGCUGGUCCUUAUGUGCGCGACACUCGCCACUCAUAUCUCCAUGUUCGCUGCUUCGGACCUAUUUGACCAUUACCACGGCCUGGAAUCGGGCAACGAAUUCUCCAUGGUACCAUGGGCGGCUCGCGCAGGCCUAGUAUUGGUGUUCGUAGCGGCCUUACUGCACGUGAUGGAUCGUCAGAUCGAGUUCACUUCGCGCACCGAUUUCCUCUGGAAAGACAAGCUCAAGUUUGAACAGGAGGAGGUGGAAACCAUGCGAGGAAUCAACAAGAUUCUUUUAGAAAACAUCUUACCAGCUCACGUAGCGCAACACUUCUUGACUUCAGUUGCUUCAGAGGAGGACUUAUACCACGAGCGUUACUCCAGCAUCGCAGUAAUGUUCGCAUCGAUUCCCAACUAUAAGGAGUUCUACGACGAGACCGACGUCAACAAGCAGGGGCUCGAGUGCCUGCGUCUGCUCAAUGAGAUCAUCUGCGACUUCGACAAGUUGCUCUUGAAACCAAAGUUCAGCUGCAUAGAAAAAAUCAAGACGAUAGGAAGUACUUACAUGAUCGCGUCAGGACUGAGGCCUGGGAAAGAGGAACAAAUUGACGCAAAUCGUAAAGAAGAACACACGGUAGCCAUUUUAGUGGAGUUUGCGAUCGCACUAAUGACGAUACUGGACCAAAUCAACAGGGAAUCCUUCCAGAGGUUCAAACUUAGGAUAGGUCUGAACCACGGGCCAGUGAUAGCGGGCGUGGUAGGCGCUCAAAAGCCUCAAUAUGACAUCUGGGGGAACACCGUCAACGUGGCCUCACGCAUGGACUCCACUGGCGUCAUGGGCCGCAUACAGGUCACCGAGGACACCGCCAAAGUCCUUAUGAACGUGGGCUACACAUGCGAAUGCCGCGGUCCCACCUACGUGAAGGGAAAAGGCACACUCACUACGUACUUCGUGAAGACUCCCAAUGUCGGCGGCGCGUGAAAUUAACCGAGACGAAAUAUCAGGCGCUAAAAGCAUGCUACAUAGCCUCCUUUCUCCUUCAAAAAAUAGAAUAGCACCACCCCCACGGGUGACUAAUUUUUCACCAUGAAUCCCUAAUUUAUAAGUGACCCCUAUGGUAACACAUAACAGGUUUUUUUUUCAAAGGGUCACUUAAAAAUUAGGGAUUAAGUCGGGCAUAAGGGGUCCAGACUUAGGGGGAUGGGCAGCUGUAUACACCAUGCCAUCACACUUCAGUUUGCCAAGCUUACGUUCAUAUUCACAAACAUUACUAUGAGGUCACAGGGGGACAUACGAACCAAUCACAGAGCUCUGGUCAACGCUGUGCGUUCAUUUGCUGCUUCACUUAAGCAAGCGUCGUUUGUGAAUACGGGCGUUAGAGAUUAAGGCAUAAAGAGCCCCGUCGAAAAAAAAAUUAUAGACACAUAAAUCUUUAUUAAUUUAUUUAAUUUAUAAAAUAAAUGUCUAGGUUCGUGACGCCGUAUUAGAAAAACUAUUAAUUAGAAUCUAUGCUUAUGAAUAG
Ostrinia nubilalis (European corn borer) is the source of this 3074-nucleotide messenger RNA. RefSeq names its product adenylate cyclase type 2-like. Lineage: Eukaryota; Metazoa; Arthropoda; Insecta; Lepidoptera; Crambidae. Gene Ontology annotation, biological process: adenylate cyclase-inhibiting G protein-coupled receptor signaling pathway; intracellular signal transduction; adenylate cyclase-activating G protein-coupled receptor signaling pathway. The record is from RefSeq and is a predicted model, not a curated record. Gene Ontology annotation, cellular component: plasma membrane. Gene Ontology annotation, molecular function: adenylate cyclase activity. The transcript has 19 exons. The coding region runs from base 8 to 2533 and encodes 841 amino acids.